Messenger RNA from Xenia sp. Carnegie-2017, 340 nucleotides. RefSeq lists its product as uncharacterized. NCBI's taxonomy places the organism in Eukaryota, Metazoa, Cnidaria, Anthozoa, Malacalcyonacea, Xeniidae. The transcript has 3 exons. The coding region runs from base 5 to 340 and encodes 111 amino acids. The record is from RefSeq and is a predicted model, not a curated record.
AAACAUGGGGAUGACACUGAAAGGCUUUUCGUUUCUAAAAACGAGUCAAUGUGUCGAUAAAUUAUUCGCGUCUGUUAUGCUAUUGUGUGCCAUUGUUUUAAUGAGGCUGUUUUUAGACGAUGCAGGUUGUGCCCUCAAUUCUUGGGCAGGGACAGGAAGCUUAGAUUUUGGAAUGUUUGCCAUGGUUACUUCUUUAGUUGUUGCCAUGGUGAUGCUUGUGUUCUUUUUAAUUGCAUUGCAUGAGCAAAUCACCAUCAUUAACUGGCCAUUAGUUAUAGGUGUUCAUCAACACGAUGAUAUGGACUGUGAUGUUGCUUAUCGCCGGUUGUCUCAUGUCUAA